This is a messenger RNA of Ceratitis capitata (Mediterranean fruit fly), 1843 nucleotides long. RefSeq names its product sarcoplasmic calcium-binding protein (gene CBP). Gene Ontology annotation, molecular function: calcium ion binding. Bases 603 to 1547 code for a protein of 314 amino acids. The record is from RefSeq and is a predicted model, not a curated record. Lineage: Eukaryota; Metazoa; Arthropoda; Insecta; Diptera; Tephritidae. The transcript has 5 exons.
UCGCACACGAGUUUCGUUUAAAUUGUAUUCGAACGCUGUAGCGAACGGUUGUACUAUUUCCAAAACCUGCGAGAGUUUCAAAACUCAAACAACUAAAAAAAAAAAACCAAGCAAAUUGAAAAAAAACUAUCAAAAGAAAGUUGAACUGAAAGUUUUCAAACGAAUUCGAAUGAAAAAAGUAUUUCAAUUUUUAGUGAAAAAAUAACAAAAAAAAGGCAAAAUAAACAGUGCUAAAAACUGCUGAAAAUAAACCUUGCGUCCAUUUAAAAAAAUCAUAUUAUCACAAAAAAAAAAAAAAUAAAUAAAUACAAAAGAAUAUCUAAAAAAGUGCGCAUAAAAAACUAUACAACUGCAAAUUUUACAAACAUUUUCUUUCGAAAAAAUAUAGGGAAUAAUUUUCACAAAUUUCGUAUCGAAAAAAAAAAUAUUUUAAAUGAUCACGCACUUACUAUCCUGAUAGUGUCCGCAGUGCUCCUUUGUGUGUCUCUCAAAUCUACUACCUGCCUUGUUUGUCAUUUGUCUGCUGCAUCUUGCUUGCAAGUACUUUGCAAUAAGUUGGCUUCAUUUUUGGUGUUUUGUAAACAAAAAUUUACCAUUUCAAAAUGGCUUUUGCGAUUAUGAGCCGCGGUUUUUUGCGCACAUCCAGAGAAAUACUGGAACGCAGCAGGGCUGUGGGUGGUGUUGCGAGUGCCCAUUGCUUUAUGGAUGUUGAUGUUCAUCAUUCCAACGCCGCUGCUCGCAUACAACAUCGUUCGGCCUGCACGGCUGCUGCAAUGCCUUCGGCGCCUCUCGUUAACAUGUCUAUGGCACCAGUAUGUAAUGGCAGCUACUGUCUGUUGAAACCAAGGCUAAAUAAUACAUAUUUAACUAAGCGUAAGAGUAGCUCAAAGAAACGGGUGUCCACGGUAGCAUCAUCAAAGCGUGACGAAGAAAGUGAUAGCGAUUCCGAUUCGGAUGAUGAAUUUGAACGCAAACGUACAAGCGUACGCACCAAGCACAGUGAGAGGGGCGAUUCCGAGUUCUGGCGUCGCAAAAUGCGUACGCUUCAUCGCAUACUCGAUGUGAAUCGCGAUGGUGUGAUAUCCUUUGAUGAUUACAAAUUGCUUGCCAAACGCUUUACCGACUUGGGUCAUCUAACGCCUGAGACGUCCGCCGAAUUCGAGGAGGUGAUGCGUCAAACGUGGGUGGAGCAAUUUGGCGAAAUUACGCCAUAUAAUUUAAUAACUGCCGAGCAGUUCUUAGUUGAGGUACAUCAUCGUCUCAACGAUGAGCAGAUGGAAAAACGCAUCGGACGCUUUUUACCAUAUUUAUUUAAGGCCGUUGAUUACGAUCAUACCGGUCAUUUGGAUCUCGAACAAUAUAAAUUGUUCUUCCGCUGCUUGGGUCUUUCGGAUGAAGAUGCUGCUAUUUCUUUUGCUGUGAUAGACAAGAAUGGCGAUGGCCAAUUGUCGUUAAAAGAGUUUCUCCAUUUGGGUCGACAAUAUUUCCUAACUGAAGAUGAUACGAAAAUAUCGAAAAUGUUUUGGGGCCCCUUAAUCGAUCAUUGACUUGUUGACCAUGCGUACACCGCUGUGUUGGAAUUAUUGCUGCGCGGCCAAAUGCAUGAUCUACAACGUGCACAAUAUAUUCUCUCCAUACUCUGCAUGCAAAAUGUCUCGGAGCAAUUUGGUAUAUUCAAUGACGACCUAAUCAAUGAAGGCAACCCUUUGCUAAGACUAUUAUUUUAUGUUAAUACAUUUAUUUUAUUAUCGAUAGCGUGGCGUUCGUAUGAGCGUGGCGAUUUUAAGCAUUUUAUCGUAGGUAAUAUAAGAAAAUUAAAUGAAUCACAAAAGAAAGCAAAGAA